CUCGUAGUCGGUCUCUUUCGCCUUCUCGUCGUCGCAAGCAGCAAGGCUUCUCGUUUCUCUCGAUUUCUCGCCUGGACCAAUCGUGUCGUCAUUUUGAUUCAAAAUGGGUCACGCCGCUGUAUGGAACUCUCACCCGAAGAAAUUCGGACCCGGAUCCCGCACAUGCCGGGUCUGCGGUAACGGACAUGGUUUGAUCCGAAAGUACGGAAUCAACACUUGCCGACAAUGUUUCCGCAUCUACGCCAAGGACAUCGGAUUCGUGAAGUACCGUUAAAUACACGCAAUGUGUAUUUCUCAUCCUCAAAUUUUCCAUGGACGAAUUAGCAUUGAAGUGAACGUACCACUCGGAUGAAUCAGAUAGCUCAGGGAUUGCUAGAAUCUCUGGGUUGUAAUUGAGAGUCCUUUCUGUAAUUCAUACUCAGUUGAGUACAGCUGAUUUUCACAACCAUUUUCCCUUUUGGUUUCAUUCAGUGAAUAUAUCUAUAGCAAAAAAACUGGCCUAAGGUUUUAUCUCAUCUCACAUGUGCGUGCAUUAUUUCGGAUUGCCGUUGAGACCUGGUGAUGUAAGGCGUGCUCUAUAAUUUUGUGUCGAUCUUGAUACCAAAUGAACCAAGGACAAGUGAACAUGAAAGCUAUGAAAUUCGUGGAUCUCAGUGCAUGGUAGGACUCAAAGCUCCAUUUGCAAGCCGAAGAGUCUUGUGUACGAAGCAAGUGUCUUGUAGUAACUCUUUCUGUUCAAUUUGAGAGUGUGAGAAUGUGGGUUAAUUACUGAGGUUUGGAAUUUGGGCCGGGGGUAAUCGCCUAGGCUGUGUGUCGAUGGAUAGUAUUACCGCGGACGAUGACUUUCUGUCGACAGUCAUCUAGUUUUUCUUGUUUAACAUGGUUUAUGAA
Messenger RNA from Marchantia polymorpha subsp. ruderalis, 891 nucleotides. NCBI's taxonomy places the organism in Eukaryota, Viridiplantae, Streptophyta, Marchantiopsida, Marchantiales, Marchantiaceae. The record is from the annotation of a GenBank genome assembly.